CCACCUGACGGCAGAAAAGUGCACAACGAUCUGCCAUUUUCCGCCUUCCUUUUCCUGUGAUUAUUUAACAGUUGGGGCAAAAAUUUUGCGCAAAAUACACGAUGGCUGUAAGACUAUUAUCAAAGUUAAAGGUUCUGCCUGAGAUUCGCGGUAUCGCGAACGCGAGUUCGGCGGCCGCGCCAGCCUCGUUGUCGGAUUUUGAUAUGCAACAUAAGACCCCGGUUGUGAGGAAGCAGCACUUGAUUCCUAAGGCUCACUACGGUGGUCGUCAUGCAGUCACCAUGCUCCCAGGUGGAGGCAUUGGCCCCGAGCUGAUGGGCUACGUCCGAGACAUUUUCAAAUACAUCGGAGCCCCUGUAGACUUUGAGAUUGUAGACAUUGACCCCACAGUUGAUAACGACGAGGAUGUGCAUUACGCUAUCACAACCAUCAAGAGGAAUGGUGUUUGUCUUAAGGGCAACAUUGAAACAAAGAGCGAGGCGGCCUACGUGACGUCACGCAACGUGGCGCUCCGCAACGAGCUCGACAUGUACGCGUACGUCCUCAACUGCAAGUCCUAUCCCGGAGUCCAAACCAGGCAUAAGGAUAUCAAUAUUCAGAUUAUCAGACAGAACACGGAAGGCGAGUACGCCAUGUUGGAGCACGAGUCUGUCCGCGGUGUCAUCGAGUCCAUGAAGGUGGUGACCGCCAGCAACUCCGAGAGGGUCGCGCGCUUCGCCUUCGAGUUCGCCAGGAAGAACAACAGGAAGAAGGUGACAACAGUCCACAAAGCCAACAUUAUGAAGUUGUCUGACGGUCUGUUCUUGGAGACCUCUCGUCGCCUCGCUAAGGAAUACCCCGAGAUCGAACACAAUGAUAUGAUCAUUGACAACUGUUGUAUGCAGCUUGUUGCUAAACCUCACCAGUUCGACGUGAUGCUGAUGACGAACCUGUACGGUUCCAUCGUGUCCAACGUGGUGUGCGGCAUCCUGGGAGGAGCUGGUCUCCUCUCCGGCAGGAACUACGGAGACCAUUACGCAGUCUUCGAGCCUGGUACCAGGAACACCGGUACCGCGAUCGCCGGUAAGAACAUAGCGAACCCGAUCGCCAUGAUCAACGCGUCGGUGGACAUGCUGGAGCACCUCGGCCACCACUUCCACGCGGACCUCAUCCGCGCCGCCGUCGACAAGACCAUCAACGUGGACCGCGUCAUGACGCCCGACAUCGGCGGGACCGCCUCCUCCACGGACGUCGUCAACGCCAUCAUUGGUAACGUGGAAGAUUGUAUCAAAAGUAACUCGGUGUUAACUAAUUAUAAGUAUUCAAUGUAGAAAGGAAAUCAAUAAAUAUAGUAAAUUAUAUUAUGUAUAGAAAAUAAAUUAUCUGGUCGAACCGUA
Molecule: messenger RNA, 1376 nt
Organism: Trichoplusia ni (cabbage looper)
Lineage: Eukaryota; Metazoa; Arthropoda; Insecta; Lepidoptera; Noctuidae
Gene: Idh3g
Product: isocitrate dehydrogenase [NAD] subunit gamma, mitochondrial-like
Exons: 8
Coding region: 102-1310 (402 amino acids)
Biological process (GO): isocitrate metabolic process; tricarboxylic acid cycle
Cellular component (GO): mitochondrion
Source: RefSeq, a predicted model, not a curated record